GAGUGAGGAGGCGUUGAGAUGCUGAGAUGGAUGCUGCUGGGAUGGGGGGGGGGGGGGGGGGAUCGCUGAGCAGAGGAAUUAUGAAACAUAGGCAUGCAGAGAGAAACCGUGAACCUGCUGCGUUCUAAUAUCCAGGUUUACCAUGGAACACCACAUGACAGAAGACACACCCGUAUGUGCACCACAGCCAUAAUGAAGCAUGUCCACCUUUAGGACGGAUACCUCCUGAGAAUAUUUCCAAUGGCGUUUUGUAAUGAGAGCAUGCUGAAGGCCUGUGACUUCAUGGAACCAGACAAUCUGCCAGAAACGGAGGAAAGUCUCCCGCCAGACGCUGAGACUCCUUUGAUGUCUGUCACUCUGCGUGUGACUCUGGCGGCUAUAAUGCUCUUCAUGAUUGCCAUCAGUUUCCUUGGCAACGCCAUUGUGUGUCUGAUUGUUUACCAGAAACCCGCCAUGCGUUCUGCUAUCAACUUGCUCCUCGCCACUUUGGCCUUUUCGGACAUCAUGCUGUCUCUGCUCUGCAUGCCGUUCACCGCCGUCACUGUGGCCGCGUCAGAUUGGGGUUUUGGGAGUGGAUUUUGCCGUGUGUCCAUCAUGCUCUACUGGUUGUUUGUCCUGGAGGGCGUGUCCAUCCUCCUCAUCAUCAGCGUGGAUCGAUUCCUUAUUAUUGUCCAGCGUCAGGACAAGUUGACUCCCCAUCGGGCCAAACUGCUGAUUGCAGCCUCCUGGGUGUUGAGUGUGUGCGUUUCCUUGCCGUCUGUAGUCGGCUGGAGGACAGGUGCAGCAGGGAUAGGCGGAGCUUGGGCGCCGCAGUGUGUCCUGGGAUACAGCGAGUCCAUGGCGGAUCGUGGCUACACAGUACUGUUAGCGGUAGCCGUGUUCUUUGUGCCAUUUGUAGUCAUGCUGUACUGUUACUUGUGCAUACUCAACACAGUGCGGCGCAACACUUUGCGCAUUCACAACCACAACAGUGAACAUUCCUGCCUCCCAGCCCUCAAUCAAGUCAGCAAAAUGAGGCUCACUGGGCUUCAGCGCCCCCCUCAGGUCAACGUGGACAUGAGUUUCAAGACCAGAGCUUUCACGACCAUCCUCAUCCUGUUUGUGGCUUCUCGUUGCUGGCUGCCUCACACCGUGGUCAGCCUCCUGGCCGUGUUCAGCCGUGAGUUCUACUACAGUCCCGUCUUUUACCCGGUUAGCAUCAGCGCGCUGUGGCUCAGCUACCUGAAGACCGUCUUCAACCCCGUCAUCUACUGCUGGAGGAUCAGAAAGUUCAGGGAGGCCUGUCAGGAGUUCAUGCCCAAAAGCUGCAGACUGUGUCCAAAGAUGUCGGGCAGAAGUCGCAGAAGAGUGAGGCCGAGCAACAUCUACGUCUGCAGUGAGACUCAGUCAGCCGUGUGACACGUGUGGAUCAGUUAACCUC
Molecule: messenger RNA, 1420 nt
Organism: Thalassophryne amazonica
Lineage: Eukaryota; Metazoa; Chordata; Actinopteri; Batrachoidiformes; Batrachoididae
Product: high-affinity lysophosphatidic acid receptor-like
Biological process (GO): G protein-coupled receptor signaling pathway
Cellular component (GO): membrane
Molecular function (GO): G protein-coupled receptor activity
Source: RefSeq, a predicted model, not a curated record